UUGGCCAGAAAGGUGAUGAAGGCCCAAGGGGUUUCCAUGGUCCUCCUGGUCCAGUUGGUCUUCAGGGGUUACCUGGUCCACCAGGUGAGAAAGGUGAAACUGGUGAUGUGGGACCAAUGGGUCCCCCUGGGCCCCCAGGACCCCGCGGCCCAUCUGGUGCUCCAGGGGCAGAUGGUCCCCAAGGUCCUGCAGGAGGCAUUGGUAACCCAGGCGCCGUGGGCCAGAAGGGUGACACUGGAGAGGCGGGAGCACCAGGACCUCCAGGAUAUUUGGGAAUGCCAGGUCCUAAAGGGGAACGGGGUGAGAAAGGUGAAUCUGGACCAUCAGGUGCUGCUGGACCUCCAGGUCCGAAAGGUCCUCCUGGGGACGAUGGUCCAAAAGGAAGUCCCGGACCAGUUGGUUUCCCUGGCGACCCCGGUCCCCCUGGUGAAGCAGGCCCUCCGGGCCAAGAUGGACCUUCAGGUGACAAGGGAGAAGAUGGUGAACCAGGGCAGAUUGGCUCCCCUGGUCCAACUGGUGAAGCAGGACCACCCGGUCCUCCAGGAAAGAGGGGUCCACAUGGUCCUGCAGGUCCUGAGGGGAGACAAGGAGAGAAAGGAGCGAAGGGUGACCCUGGUGCUGAAGGUCCUGCGGGUAAGACUGGCCCAGUCGGUCCACAAGGAUCUCCAGGUAAACCGGGUUCGGAGGGGCUGCGAGGGAUUCCAGGUCCUGUGGGUGAGCAAGGUUUACCAGGCCCCCCUGGUCCAACGGGACCACCAGGCCCAAUGGGUCCUCCCGGAUUGCCAGGCCUCAAAGGCGACCCUGGUACAAAGGGUGAGAAGGGACAUCCUGGUUUGAUUGGUUUGAUUGGGCCUCCAGGAGAACAGGGUGAGAAAGGUGACCGAGGCAUUCCAGGACCUCAGGGACCACAAGGUCCUAAAGGAGAAAUGGGUGUCCAUGGUCAAGCUGGUCCGAUUGGUCCUCCUGGUCCUCCUGGAUUAACUGGUCCACCUGGUCCUAAAGGUUCUAAAGGUUCCAGUGGGCUGACAGGUCCUAAAGGUGAAUCCGGAAUACAGGGACCACCAGGACCACCUGGUCCUGCUGGUGAAGUCAUUCAGCCAUUCCCAAUUCAUUCCUCGCAAAGAGCCAAGCGUUCCAUCGAUGCCAGUCAGCUGCUGGAGGAGGGCCUUCCUGACAAUUACCUGAACUACGCAGAUGGAAUGGAAGAGAUCUUUGGCUCCCUGAACUCCCUGAAACUGGAAAUUGAACAGAUGAAACAUCCAAUGGGCACACAAACCAACCCUGCACGUACCUGCAAGGACCUGUUCCUGUGCCACCCUGACUUCCCAGAUGGGGGCGGCUUUGGAGCUGCCGGAUUGGACUGUGUUCCAGGGGCGGGGCCGGGAGCGGUGGGCGGGGUCACGGCCAGGUGUGGGCGGGGCCGGCACCGCCCCCUGGCUGCAGUCAGUCGGAUGCAGGCGGUGGUUGUCGGUCGCUCAGCUCGGUGCUCCCUGUCGCUGCUGCAGCAUGUCCCGGUGCCAGUGGCGGCCGUGCCCCCCGCCGCGGUGAUGUCGGUUCCCUGCUGCCUUUCCCCGCUAUGA
Messenger RNA from Chiloscyllium plagiosum (whitespotted bambooshark), 1580 nucleotides. The record is from RefSeq and is a predicted model, not a curated record. Lineage: Eukaryota; Metazoa; Chordata; Chondrichthyes; Orectolobiformes; Hemiscylliidae.